AGCGCGGCCUCCGUCUAUAAGAGAGAGCGCCGCCAGCGAGCAGCCCUGCAGCUCUCGCCGUGCAUCGUCCACCGUCGUGUCGUGCCGGCGCCCGCCGUCCGCUGUCUGUCCCACUGUCCAGUGCCCGCCCAGUUCCAAGGCCGCCACCUUGCAGGCGGCACAAGUGUGUGUAUACUGAUCUCUCGAUAGUGCGCGAUGGGCGGUUCUUCUUUGGCUGGCCUGCUCCUGGCCGUGGCGGCGGCGACGCUGCUCGUGGCCGCCACGCCCGCGGCGGCCGCGCCCCGGGCGUUCUUCGUGUUCGGCGACUCGCUCGUCGACAACGGCAACAACAACUACCUCAUGACGACGGCGCGCGCCGACGCGCCGCCGUACGGGAUCGACUUCCCGACGCACAUGCCCACGGGGAGGUUCUCCAACGGGCUCAACAUCCCCGACAUUAUCAGUGAGUACCUCGGGUCCCAGCCUGCGCUGCCGUACCUGAGCCCCGACCUCCGAGGCGACAACCUGCUCGUCGGCGCCAACUUCGCCUCCGCCGGCGUCGGCAUCCUCAACGACACCGGCAUCCAGUUCGUGAACAUAAUCAGGAUCGGGCAGCAGCUGGAGAACUUCCAGAACUACCAGCAGAAGCUGGCGGCGUUCGCCGGCGAGGACGCGGCGAGGCAGGUGGUGGAGCAGUCGCUCGUGCUCAUCACGCUCGGCGGCAACGACUUCGUCAACAACUACUACCUGGUGCCCUUCUCCGUCAGGUCCCGCCAGUUCGCCAUCCAGGAUUACGUCCCCUACCUCAUCUCCGAGUACAGGAAGAUCCUCACGAGGCUGCACGAGCUGGGCCCGCGGCGGGUGAUCGUGACGGGCACGGGGAUGAUCGGGUGCGUGCCGGCGGAGCUCGCCAUGCACAGCAUCGACGGCGAGUGCGCCACCGACCUGACGCAGGCCGCCGACCUCUUCAACCCGCAGCUGGAGCGCAUGCUCGCCGAGCUCAACUCCGAGCUCGGCGGCCACGUCUUCAUCGCCGCCAACACCAACAAGAUCAGCUUCGACUUCAUGUUCAACCCCCAGGACUACGGGUUCGUGACGGCGAAGGUGGCGUGCUGCGGGCAGGGGCCGUACAACGGGAUCGGGCUGUGCACGCCGGCGUCGAACGUGUGCGCGAACCGGGACGUGUACGCGUACUGGGACGCGUUCCACCCGACGGAGCGGGCGAACCGGCUCAUCGUCGCGCAGCUCAUGCACGGCUCCACCGACCACAUCCGCCCCAUGAACCUGAGCACCAUCCUCGCCAUGGACGCCAUGGACGAGACAAGAAACUGAUCUCACCACCACCAUGGAGGAGAGGAUCAUAUUACAUGUGUGGCCUGGCUAUGUAUAUGUGCUUAGUUGGGAAAUAGUUUUUAGCACACGGUGUAGGUACACCCGUGUGCUUGCAUGCCAUCUAAAUAACCAUAAAAAAAUAU
Messenger RNA from Oryza brachyantha (malo sina), 1454 nucleotides. Its product is annotated as GDSL esterase/lipase LTL1. The record is from RefSeq and is a predicted model, not a curated record. Lineage: Eukaryota; Viridiplantae; Streptophyta; Magnoliopsida; Poales; Poaceae. Gene Ontology annotation, molecular function: hydrolase activity, acting on ester bonds. The transcript has 5 exons. Bases 196 to 1311 code for a protein of 371 amino acids.